Molecule: messenger RNA, 720 nt
Organism: Aspergillus pseudoviridinutans
Lineage: Eukaryota; Fungi; Ascomycota; Eurotiomycetes; Eurotiales; Aspergillaceae
Product: putative 26S proteasome non-ATPase regulatory subunit Nas2
Exons: 4
Coding region: 1-720 (239 amino acids)
Biological process (GO): proteasome regulatory particle assembly
Cellular component (GO): nucleus; cytoplasm
Molecular function (GO): protein binding
Source: RefSeq, a predicted model, not a curated record
AUGGGAAUACCCAUGAACGAUAAUAUUCACGCUCCCACUGUACCCUCUGGACCGACGUCCGGAGGGGUUCCCCGCGACCUGUCCAAGCUGUCCAUGGUGGACCUGAUGCAAGAGAAGGAACGUAUCGAAGCAGAACUGUCGGCCCUUAGCGCCGUGCUGACGUCUCAUGGCGUGAAUAUGAACACGUCCCUGACGACCUUUGAUGGUUUUCCACGAGACGAUAUCGACGUCGCGCAGAUCCGCACGACACGAGCACGAAUAAUUCACCUGCGAACCGACCACAAAGAAGUAAUGAAACAUCUCGAAAAGGGUCUUCAUGAGCAUUUCGCCAGUCUUCAACGUGCGCAAGCCUCUGGCAGUACGAACGGGACUGCAGUUCGACGAGGCGACUUGGGUGCGAACAGUUUAUCAGAUGCUGAAAUGAUUGGGACGCCGUUUGCCAAGGUGAACAGCGUCGUGCCCGGUAGUCCUGCAGAUCAGGCUGGGUUGAAGGCCGGGGACACCAUACGAAGCUUCGGAGAUGUGAACUGGAUCAAUCACGAACGUCUAUCUAGGGUAGCACAAACAGUGCAACAGAACGAAGGACGCAUGAUCGUCGUCAAGAUCAUAAGAAAGGACGGACCUGGGUCCAAUAACACUACUGAGCUGAGUUUAGAACUCAUACCACGCCGUGACUGGGGAGGCCGUGGCUUGUUAGGUUGUCAUCUAGUUCCACUGUGA